Molecule: messenger RNA, 1936 nt
Organism: Danio aesculapii
Lineage: Eukaryota; Metazoa; Chordata; Actinopteri; Cypriniformes; Danionidae
Gene: pwp1
Product: PWP1 homolog, endonuclein
Exons: 15
Coding region: 93-1565 (490 amino acids)
Biological process (GO): rRNA processing
Cellular component (GO): nucleus
Molecular function (GO): protein binding
Source: RefSeq, a predicted model, not a curated record
UGACGUCAUAACCGUGCGCCGCAGUGACGACUGCAUCCUAGAGAAUCCUCGUGUUGUCUCAUUUUCUCAGUAUAAACAUACACAAAUCAGUCAUGAGCGCUCAAAUAACGUGUGUCGGAUGGGUGAAGCGGGGAGUCGCCAAAGGAACACCGGAUAAAGUGGAGCUGAGCAAAGAAGAGCUGCAGCGCAUCAUUUCAGAGGCCAAAGAGGAGUUAAGAGAUCGCGAUGAAGAGGAGGAGGAAGAAGAGGCUGAUGAAGGUGUGGUCAGUGGUCUGGAGAGUAAAGAAGAGGCUUCAGCUCCUGCGACUGUUGAAGAAGGAAUAAAAAAGAAAGAGGAUGGAAAUGAGGAAGAUGAUGAGCUUGCAGAGUAUGACCUAGACAAGUAUGAUGAAGAGGACAUCGCUACAUCAAAUCUUGGAGACAGUUUAGCAGGAUUGACUGUCUUUGGCACCAAUGAAGAGGAUCCCUACGUCACCAUCAAAGACACUGAUCAGUACGAGCGUGAGGAUUUUCAGAUUAAACCCACUGAUAACCUGAUUUUAGCUGGACGAGCUGAGAAAGAAUGCUGCAAUCUGGAGAUUCAUGUGUAUAAUUCAGAAGAAGACUCUCUAUAUGUGCACCAUGACAUCCUGCUGCCCGCGUAUCCCCUGUGUGUGGAGUGGCUGAACUUCGACCCAAACCCAGAAGAACAACAAGGGAAUUACGCAGCCGUGGGAAACAUGACGCCUGUGAUUGACGUUUGGGAUCUAGAUGUUGUUGACUGUCUAGAACCGGCUUUUUCACUCGGCAGCAAGAAAGAGAAGAAGAAGAAGAAGAAAACCAAGAAGGCUGCAGAGCCCAUUGAAGGCCACACAGAUGCUGUGCUGGACCUGUCCUGGAACAGACUGGUCAGGAAUGUUCUAGCGAGCGCGUCUGCCGAUGAGACGGUGAUACUGUGGGAUCUGGAGAAAGGCAAACCAGCAGCAACACUCGCCAAACACACCGAUAAGGUUCAGACGCUGAAGUUUCACCCGUUUGAGGCUCAAACUCUCAUCAGUGGAUCAUUUGACAAGUCUGUGAUCCUGUACGAUUGUCGCAGUCCAGAAGACAGCCACCGAAUCUGGCGCUUCAGCGGGCAGGUGGAGAGAGUCACCUGGGACCAUUUCUCUCCAUGUAACUUCCUGGCGAGUACAGAAGACGGCUUCAUUUAUUGUCUGGACGCUCGAUCUGAUAAGCCUGUGUUCACACUGAGAGCUCAUGAUGAAGAGGUGUCAGGAAUGGACCUGAGCAGUCAGAUUCGUGGCUGUCUGGUCACGUGUUCAGCUGACAAACAUGUGAAAAUCUGGGACAUUUUGGGAAACAAACCCAACCUGAUCCACUCCAGAGACAUGAAGAUGGGUGUGUUAUUCUGUGGGUCCUGCUGUCCGGAUCUGCCAUUCGUCUAUGCAUUUGGAGGACAAAGGGAAGGGCUGCGCGUCUGGGACAUCAGCGACGUGGCUGCCGUUGCGGAGGUUUUCGGCAGUCGGGAGCGAUUGGUGGCUAACACAGUGUCUGGAGCAUCCAGCAGUGACAUGGAUGUCUCUUAAUCAUCAAACAAACAACAAUACACUGAAAUACUGAAGACUGAGAGUCACAGGCCACUGCUUCAUAAUCAAUGACGUGAACGGCAGAAGUCCUUAUUUAUCAGAUGGAGUGUUACGGCAAGAUUCUCACUGUUUAUUUGAUAUAUGAAUAGUGUAUAUAUCAGAUGUCUGACAGCGAACACACAGUGCUUUCCUUAAAGAGGGGAUUUUUAUGUAUUUUCUAAGCUUACAGAUUGCGACUUGCUUUCCUUAUUUCCUCUUUUUAGGAAGCGUAUAAAGAAUUUUGAUUGAUUCUUAUGCUGAUUUCCCAUUUCUGGGAGUGUGAAAUUGCUGUUAUUUAAGCAAUGGCAGUAAAUAAAACUAUGGAUUCCAAA